Molecule: messenger RNA, 1980 nt
Organism: Rasamsonia emersonii CBS 393.64
Lineage: Eukaryota; Fungi; Ascomycota; Eurotiomycetes; Eurotiales; Trichocomaceae
Product: Nonsense-mediated mRNA decay protein (Nmd5)
Exons: 5
Biological process (GO): protein import into nucleus
Cellular component (GO): nuclear envelope; cytosol
Molecular function (GO): small GTPase binding
Source: RefSeq, a predicted model, not a curated record
AUGGAUGUUGCAGCUCUUCGUGACCGCAUACAGUCCACCCUCGACGCCAAUGCGGACAAUCGACGACAGGCCGAGAUAGAUUUGAAAUAUGCAGAGCAGAAUAAUGCGGUCCAGCUAUCCGCCGUCGUCUACCUGAAGAAUCGUAUCACCCGAGGAUGGGCUCCCGCCGAGGACAACCCUCUGCACAAACCGAUCCCAGACGACGAGCGUCCGGCGCUACGAGAGCGUGUUAUCCCCGUCCUUGCGUCGUCGCCGCCGAACGUGCGCGCCCAACUAAUUCCCAUCCUCCAGAAGAUCCUCCAACAUGACUUUCCAGAGCAAUGGCCGGGGUUCAUGGACAUUACCCUGCGGCUACUGAGCACCAAUGACGCCAACUCGGUUUUCGCGGGGCUGCAGUGUCUGCUGGCAAUCUGCCGUGUCUACAGAUUCAAGGCGGGGGAGAAGAGGACGGAUUUUGAUAAGAUUGUCGAGCACUCCUUCCCGCAGCUUUUUGUCAUUGGUAACAAGCUGGUGGACGAGGAAAGUCUGGAGGCCGCUGAGAUGCUCCGCCAUGUGGUCAAGGCAUACAAGCAUGCAAUCUACUUUGAGCUGCCCCCGCACUUGAAGACACAUCAGGCCACCGUCGACUGGUGUACGUUAUUUUUGAGGAUCAUCUCCAAGACCCCGCCUGCCGUCUCGAUGCCCGAUGACGUUGAAGAGAGGGAGACAAACCAUUGGUGGAAGUGCAAGAAGUGGGCAUAUGCGAACUUGAAUCGCCUGUUCAUCAGAUACGGCAAUCCUACAACAAUUACCAAGAGCAGCGCUCCCGAUUAUUCUCAAUUUUCCAAGAACUUCAUCAGCACUUUCGCCCCGGAGAUUCUCAAAGGCUAUCUGCAGGAGAUUGACAAAUGGGUGAAGGGCCAGUGGCUCAGCAAGCCCGCGCUGUCGUACACCCUCAUUUUCCUUGAGGAGUGUGUGAAGCCCAAGGCCAUGUGGGACCACUUGAAGCCCCAUAUGGACAACCUCAUCGCGCACUUGGUUUUCCCACUCAUGUGCCAGUCUGAUGAGGAUCUGGAGCUCUUCCACUCGGAUCCACAGGAGUACCUUCAUCGGAAACUGAACUACUACGAAGAAGUCUCCGCUCCUGAUGUCGCUGCCACGAAUUUCUUGGUGUCGCUCACGAAGAAUCGGAAGAAGCAGACAUUUUCCAUACUGCAGUUUAUCAACGGCAUUGUUAGUAAAUAUGAGUCUGCUCCCGAUGACCAGAAGCUGCCCCGCGAGAAGGAAGGUGCUUUGAGAAUGAUCGGUUCGCUAGCCUCGGUCAUUCUGGGCAAGAAGAGUCCGAUUGCGGACCAGGUCGAGUAUUUCUUUGUUCGCCAUGUCUUCCCCGAGUUCCGGAGCCCGCACGGUUUCCUCAGGGCUCGUGCUUGUGAUACGUUGGAGAAGUUCGAGCAGCUGGACUUCAAGGACCCGAACAACCUGAUGAUCAUCUAUCGAAACAUUCUCGAGUCGAUGACUGAUCCGGAACUGCCCGUCCGGGUGGAGGCCUCCCUUGCCCUGCAGCCUUUGAUUCGGCAUGAUGUGAUCCGGACGUCGAUGCAGCAAAACAUCCCUCAGAUCAUGCAGCAGAUCCUCAAAUUGGCCAACGAGGUCGACGUCGACGCUCUCGCAAACGUCAUGGAAGAUUUUGUCGAGGUGUUCUCGACUGAAUUGACGCCGUUUGCUGUCGCUCUCAGCGAGCAGUUGCGUGACACGUAUAUGCGGAUCGUUAGCGAGCUUCUCGAGCGGAAUGCUGCCAAGGGCGAGGACGAGUACGGAGACUUCCUGGACGACAAGAGCAUCACUGCGUUGGGUGUUCUCCAGACCAUUGGCACUCUCAUCCUUACUCUGGAGAGUACCCCGGAUGUCCUCUUGCACUUGGAAACGAUCUUGAUGCCUGUGAUCACUAUUACGCUGGAGAACAAGCUUUACGGUACUAUUCCUCUUUCCUUUCCCCCCCCC